Molecule: messenger RNA, 811 nt
Organism: Mya arenaria
Lineage: Eukaryota; Metazoa; Mollusca; Bivalvia; Myida; Myidae
Exons: 5
Coding region: 129-800 (223 amino acids)
Source: RefSeq, a predicted model, not a curated record
UAAAAAGACUGUACGUCACCUAUGAUUAAAAAACAGACAUUUAUUUGAAGUUCAAGGUAUCAUCUUCUUUCAUAAAGUUAAAUAUACUAGGCACGUUUUAGUCAAGAACGCUGACUGGUUCAGAGGAAAUGUCCAAAGAAGUACUUGAAAAGCUCUUUACAGUUAAAUGUGACGGACAGAUGGAUAAAAUGGUGAAAGGACGGGAUAAUCGGACGGGAAACUUGGUUUCAAGUCUAUAUCAAUCAUUAAAAAUUUCAUACAGUAAAAUAUUACGCGUCUAUUUAAUUGCAAUGGCGUUCCUGUGCUUAUUUUCGGAUACAGAUGCAAGUGAAGAUUUCAAUAAUUGCAAAUUUGAACUGAAAUCAGACUCCUGCUCCUGUUCCUGGGACACCAACGACAAGGAGAAUACUCAUUUUUAUAUCAACGGAGAUUAUGUAGCUUUUUGCACCCAGAAAUUCCUGAAGAAUGGAGGUUCUUCUUUGAUUAAAAAAUAUCAGCACCUGUACACAAGUACGUAUACACCAGAGGGGUGGUGCCUCGUACAGAUAAAGAAGAUGGUCAGCGAUACAAUACGUAUUAACAUCACCUCAGACACGAACGGGUUGAAAAGUAUCGCCAUCAGUGACAACGUACUAACUACAUGUACAAAUUCAACAAACACCUAUAUCCUCUUGGACGCUGGUGCGACAACAUGUAAUGCCGGCGCUAUGUCAGCUAUGAGUUCGGAGGGCUUCCACGCAGCUCUGGUUAUAACGGGAUACUUGUUUGUAAAAUUAUUUGUAUCCUGUAAAAUAAAAUAAACUGAAACCAA